AUGGUCUGUAGGAAGCUGGCCGAGCAUGUUUCCGACUCAAAAUAUCUGGAGGACGUGUGGUUCCGUAUUGAAGACACCGACGUCGAAGCGGCUAUACUCAACCUGGUGGAAGGCCGGCGAAGAUACAUCAAUCUCCGGUUCCACAGGGUUGACAUGUUGCCGUUCGACAUAGAAUUCUGGAGCCUGAUUGGCGUGAACCUUCGCAAGCUGUCCAUCGUCAUAUGGGAUUCAUUAAUAUCCUCGGACUUCUAUCGCAUUCUCCGGCAUUGCCAAGCGCUCGAAUCGCUGGAAGUCACGGCCGGAGGGGAACUGAAGAGCUGUCCGAAAAAUAUCGUCCUCAAGCCGUUGAAUUCCCUGCGACAUCUCUACCUGAGAUUAACCCUGUCGAGGGAAACCCUCGUAGACUUACUCAACUACAUGCCGAAUUUGGUCUACCUCGGGCUGGAAACGCUGGAACUCAACUACGCGAGCGAUGUUUAUCCGAGGCUACUACCCAUCUCAUUGGAUUCGGACUUCAAGUUCUCGAAAUUCAGCAUCCAGGUGGAAUAUCUCGACAAUGAAAGCACAAUCAGCUUCCUGAGGAAAUACUCAGGAAAUCUCCGUGAGCUCGUCUUGCGUAGAUGCGAUUCCCUUGGGCACGCUGCUUAUGAUGCGAUCGGCGAUUGUCGGAACCUACGGAGGCUCGAACUUAGUGAGCCGGACGGUCUCGACGAGGCUCAUCUGGAGAAGAUUUUCUUGAAUUCUCCAGGUCUGGAAACUUUCACCCUGCCGCUGUCGCCACUCUCAGAUGAUUUUCUAACUCGGGUGGCUUCGCUGCAGAGGGUUCGAAAGCUUGAAUUCCGGCCGGAUCACCAUAUGAGCCCGGCAUCGCUCAGAAUCCUGGCACGGAUGUCGAGUCUGCACAACCUAACCCUGCCCUUAUUCGAUGACACUCUCGAAUGUUACCAAAUCAUCGCCGGCAUGAAAAACCUCCGAAUGUUAAAGUUCCAGGAUUUUCAAGAUGGUCCGUCAUCGGAAUCCUUCGCAUCGCUGAUCGAAAACUUGACAGAACUCGAGGGAAUCAAGUUGAGUUGCGAAAACCUGACCGACGCAGAUGGAGUCAAGUUCCGUCACUUGAAGAAGCUGCGAAAACUCUGGAUUUGGUACGGUGUGGGAUUCACCGACCGUACUUUCGAGAGGGGUAUCGGGUCGGGAGGAUUGACGGAUCUCCUUCUCGUCGGGUGCCCCUUGACAGACGUCGGUCUGGCUGGCAUCACCACUCAUCAUAAUCGUCUCAUCUUACUCCACCUCAAAAGCUGCCACAAGGUGACGGAUGGGGGAGUGAUAUCCCUUAUCCGGAAACAGCCUCACCUUCGCGAACUGAGGCUCAGAUCCUGUGCUUUAUUGACCGACAGAGUCACAAGGGCUCUAGCUCAGGAAGAUUUGUGCCCUCGACUGAAUAAGCUGCUCUUCACUGGUCGCAACAUCCAAAAACGUGUCGGCCACUCAGAGACCACGACAACCAUUUACCGGGAACAGCCCGUAGUUUAUCAGCGGACCAUGAUCCGGAAUCCGGAGGACGCUUUCACGCAGACCAUCCAAACCAACUUCCAAUGCCCUAGAGGACGACCCGGAUACUACGCGGACGUCCAGAACGGCUGUCGAGUAUUCCACAUUUGUCACGAGUACACGAUGCCAAACGGGGAGCCUCAUUCCGUGAGAUAUUCGCAAUUCUGUCCGGCUGGUACAAUCUUCGACCAGCUGACACUGACAUGCAAUUUCGCCUGGGCCGCCGUUCCCUGUGGGUCCGCCAACCAAUUCUAUUACGUCAAUUCGAAUCUCUACCAGCCCGACGUCCAGUUCAUCUCGGAUGCUGACGUUCAGAGGGGACGAUCGCUCACAUCUGGUCAAUACCGUCAAGUCGAAUACGAACGGUAUAAUUCCCCCGUGAGAAGCGUUUCGUACCCGGCACCUUCACCGGCCGUGACCUACGUUCCCAGGACGACGUCUCGGACCUACGAUACCACUUCCCACUACACCAGACCCGCUGUCACGUACCGCACUCGAGAAAACAGCGGUCGAGUGCACUACGAUACGCACACCGUGUCGCGCGACGGAGGUCACGCCGACGUUCAUGUGGAACGUUCCUUCGUAGAGCCCCGAACUCAGAUCGUUCGUCCAGCUCCCGUGAACGAGAGGCUCGAAGUCGAAACACCUCGUCCAAGGAGAGUCAUCAUCAAUACUCCAUCUCACACUCAAGCGCACGUGCAUACCCACGCGCCCGAAACACCGAAAGUGUCGCUACAUCCCGCGCAGGUCUCGUUCUCGACGUAUGCCCCGCAUAUGGGUUUCCUGGGUUUCCUCCCGAUCGACCAACACUACAACGUAGCCACGAGGACCUAUCGUUACCAACAGCAGAACGGACCCAGCAGCUACCGGUCGUACGACAGCCGGCACCAGAACUCUAACGCUCAAACUUUCUCUCGAGUCGACACUGCCUCGGAGUUCGUACCACCCCGUUAUGUGAGCGAACACCACCGGUCCUACCAGCACAGUCACAACUCGAACGCGGCCCCGUAUCAGCGACCUCUGAUCCCAGCUUCGGAGUUUCCGGGUUUCCGCCAAAACGCUUAUAGGAGCUCCCUAGCUAUCCAACACAACGGGGCGCACGCCCGUGCCCACAAUCAUCAUCAAGCUAAUGAACACCACAGUCACCAUGGACAAACGCAUCACCACGCUACACCAGCUCCUACGCCUGCUCCUGUGCCAGCUGCUCCGUCGGUCCAUUCGCUCCCCGCUGUUCCCGUAGUUCCUGUGACGACCGAGCAACGUCCGGCGGGACGAUCCGUAGAAGUCGUCGAAGAAGUCGUCCUCGACAGAGCCCGACGACCCGUUACCAUCAAUCAGUACGACUCGCGUCACGACUUCGGCCGACGAAUUGUGAAACAUCAAACGGAAACGACGGACUUCAUCCAGGAACCCGUCGUUGUCCGGGGAGGACGCAGGAGUAAGACGUUGCUGUUCCCGGACGAAGUUCCUUACUUGAAACGGACGGCCCGUUCUCAUAAGGAGUUCGUUGAACCAGCGUUCAAAGGAGCUUCCGCCAUUCCAGGAAUAAUUCCCCAGGAGUAUCUCACAGUCUGA
This is a messenger RNA of Galendromus occidentalis (western predatory mite), 3123 nucleotides long. RefSeq lists its product as uncharacterized. The record is from RefSeq and is a predicted model, not a curated record. NCBI's taxonomy places the organism in Eukaryota, Metazoa, Arthropoda, Arachnida, Mesostigmata, Phytoseiidae. The transcript is spliced from 6 exons. The coding region runs from base 1 to 3123 and encodes 1040 amino acids.